Molecule: messenger RNA, 414 nt
Organism: Candidula unifasciata
Lineage: Eukaryota; Metazoa; Mollusca; Gastropoda; Stylommatophora; Geomitridae
Source: the annotation of a GenBank genome assembly
AUGCUGAAGGAAGACAUCGAUGAGGAUGUCACGCUGUUGCUGCAGCUUCCGCUACAGUCGAUAGAGGACAGGCAUUUUGUGACAAUGGAGCCCUCAAAGUUGGGACAUGCCUGUACAGUGAACACUGUAGAUAUAGGACCACUGCUUCCCAAGGCAAGUGUCAGCUACCAGAACAAUGCCAUUGGUCGGACUAUCUCAGUGGGUGGCAUCAGGACAACAGCAUCUAUGCUUCUGAUGUCACAGCGCAGAGUUCGUCUUUUCUUACUUGAGGAUGGAAACAGUGAUGAAGAAGAGGAAGAUGAGGAAGAAGAAAAAGAGGACAGCAUUCAGCAGGCAGACACUUCAGCAGACUUAACUAGACCAGAGAGUGGGGACAGAAUUGAGGACGAGGACAAAGAGAAUAUUGAAGACUAG